Strongylus vulgaris is the source of this 624-nucleotide messenger RNA. The record is from the annotation of a GenBank genome assembly. Lineage: Eukaryota; Metazoa; Nematoda; Chromadorea; Rhabditida; Strongylidae.
AUGCAGAGGACGGACUCGAAGAAUAGAGGCGAGGUAAUAGGAUCUCAUGCGAAUCGACAAGAUGGACAACAGAUGGGUAUACGAGAAAUCCAACGCCUCCAACGUUCCAGGACGGAGUCGAAGAAUAGAGGCGAGGUAAUAGGAUCUCAUGCGAAUCGACAAGAUGGACAACAGAUGGGUAUACGACAAAUCCAACGCCUCCAACGUUUCAGGACGGAGUCGAAGAAUAGAGGAGAGGUAAUAGGAUCUCAUGCGGAUCGACAAGAUGGACAACAGAUGGGUAUACGACAAAUCCAACGCCUCCAACGUUCCGUGAGAGACCUUCUCACCACAAAUGAUGAGUGUGCCAUCACUCAGCUGCCUCACGUCCCAGCCUUGCCAAGGCCUGCUAAGCUUUCAGCACAAGCGAUCGCUGACCUAUGUGGAUCGAAACCACCUAGCGACUUAUUCAUUCAGAUGGUUAUUGUGCAUGAGCAUUGGGGUAAAUGUGAUGGCUCGUCAGAUUUGGCUAUCCUUGAGUUAAAGCAAAGUCUUAAGAGCUCAGUUUCAAUCUGCAUGCCUGAAAAUGACGCAAAACUGGCUUUGCGACUUAGCGUUGCCGGUAUCGGAGACAACCGUAAGUGA